AAAUAAUAUCAUCCCACAAUAUAUAAAUAUAUUAAUUUUCGAUCUAGACGUUCGACUUAUGUCAUAUGUAUAUGGAUAAACUACAUAUGUACAUGGAUAUAUGCACUGCACCUAAAGAACUAACAUGUGUUUAUAUUUGGCGCGAGAUUCCAUUUAAUCUUCGUCUACUACAGUUUCUUUGAUAUUAAAUUAUUAUAGAAAUAUCAAGUGCAAAUCGUGUGUUAGUAUGUAUACAUAGUAUCUUUUUAAUAAAGAAAUUAUGACAAAUUUAUCUCACGUGCAACGUGUUCGAAUGCUGUACAAAACAAUUUUAAGGUUACAUCGCGGUUUACCAACUGAAAUUCAAUCUUUAGGAACCAGUUAUGUUCGAGAUGAAUUUAGGAGGCACAAAACAUGCAACGACGUUGAGACAAUUAUCUUUUUAAAUGAAUGGACAGACUAUGCUGUAACGCUUGCUAAGCAGCUUGGAUUAAAAGGACCGCACACUGCCAAACCAUUAGGUCAAAAUUUAACGCAGGAGGAUAUUGACAAAUUUAGAGAUGAACAAGUAAUUCAAUUGUAUGAGCUAAUGAAUGCAGCAACUAACAAGACAGAGAAAAAUAUAAAAUAAGUAUAAUCUAGUCGUCAUGAGAUAUUAAAGCUUCCUAUGUUGUAUACUUAAUGAAGUAUAUUACAUUGAAUAUUAUAGAUGUGUACUAUUUGCAUACUUUAUAAAUGUAAUAGUAAUUGCUUUCAUGUACAUAACUUUCAAUCGACAUUUCAUGAUGUCUACAUUUCAUGUACAUAACCUUCAAUCGACAUUUCAUGUACAUAACCAUUCAAUCAACAGAAUGUUACAAUAUAGAUGUUCAAAGACAAUGUUCGAUGAAAUUGUAUAUACUUAUCAAACAUAUUGACAUGCAUAUGUACUUAAUACUGUAAUAAAUGUAGAACUUUGUGUUCAGUGGAUAUUCAUUAAAGAUGUAUAAAUAUAUUAAUUUUUUGAAGAAAUUAUAACAUUCAUACAUUUGAAUUUGAAGACAUGAAAAGAAACAGUGGUAUAGUAGAUUUAAAAUAAA
This is a messenger RNA of Hylaeus anthracinus, 1058 nucleotides long. RefSeq names its product succinate dehydrogenase assembly factor 3, mitochondrial (gene Sdhaf3). The coding region runs from base 260 to 610 and encodes 116 amino acids. The record is from RefSeq and is a predicted model, not a curated record. Gene Ontology annotation, biological process: succinate metabolic process; mitochondrial respiratory chain complex II assembly. Gene Ontology annotation, cellular component: mitochondrion; mitochondrial intermembrane space. The transcript has 2 exons. NCBI's taxonomy places the organism in Eukaryota, Metazoa, Arthropoda, Insecta, Hymenoptera, Colletidae.